AUGCCCUCCAACCCCCACCCCACCUCGCUUCCCAUCCUUGUUCCUUCCACCUCCAGCCCAGGUCGCCCCACCACCAUCAGCAAGGGCUCCCGCCUCUCCUCACAGGGCUCUUUCCCUGCGACCUCAGCCUCCAGUCAGAAAAUGGCAACCGUCCAUGAAGGCGACCCAGCCGACAGCCCCAUCGCCCGCAUGGGUCCGCAGAACUGCUCUCAGCCACGCCUGGAACCCCGGGUUACCUUCAGGCCUGACGUCUUGCUCUCUGAAUGGUACCAGAGCGCCGCAAGAGCAGCCCACAGAAAGGCAGCCAUUGCUGCAGCUCCGCGCUUCACCUGUGGCCAGACCAACGGUCCGGCCCCGCCAUUGGCUGGUGCUGCAGUGGGCCACGCCCACAAGCAACCCGCUGUUAACGAGGGGCCCCUAAUGAGGUGA
Molecule: messenger RNA, 429 nt
Organism: Rangifer tarandus platyrhynchus (Svalbard reindeer)
Lineage: Eukaryota; Metazoa; Chordata; Mammalia; Artiodactyla; Cervidae
Source: the annotation of a GenBank genome assembly